CAAGCCGGGAGAACUUUUACUGAAAACAUAGACUCUCUCGCACCACUUGAAUUGCAUUUUCACAAAUUUUCCCAACCCGCAUGGAACAGAUUUUUUGAAAUUAUUUAAAUUGUAAAACAACAUUUUUGAAGAAUUAUUCAUUUAGAUGGAGGAGAUUCCAAAAGUGUUUCCAGACCUGGGUUUACCUCAGGUUGUUCCAGUUGUUCAGGAUCUCUUGGACGAAUAUACAAAAAAGCCGGAAAAUCUUCCGAUUCAUGCAUUAGACAAAAAUUUGCGACAUAUUCGACCAUCACGGAAUUUUGAUUCACUUUUUACCUUCCACUCUAGAAGUUUUCCUCUGGUUCAAAGGGUAAAGAGGGAGCCAGCGACAGGACGUCUGGUGGGGUAUGAGGAGGUGGAGGUGAGCUCAUUGGGAGAGACGGCCAAGAACUCAUUGUCCUUGACAAGAGCACCCGGGGCAAAGGAUGAAGGCCUCAAGGGAAGCUCAACCAAUUUCCCCUUUUGGCCUGGAGGUUUUGACGAAGAAAAGGAAAUUCUGCAAUCAGCCAACAAAAUUGAAGCGCUCAAAAUUAAUGAAGAUGAGGCCGAGUUAUUUUCAAAAUUGUUCGAAAAAGACUUGCUGGUCGUACCCCCCACGUUCAAUAAUGGAAUGUCACUUGCCUCCAUGCAAAAGGAACCGAAGAACGAUAGCGAAAACAAUGCGUCGGUGGAUGUGUUUGCGGAGGACCGAAAGGAUGGGUUAGAUUUUUGGAAAGUCAGAGAAUCUACAAAUCUCGAGUAUCAACCAUCUCAAGCAAAAUUGGCUAAGCAAGGGAGUCAAGCAAAGCAUUUAUUGAACGAGAUAUCCGAUGACGUAUUUAGUGGACAUGAAGAGGAGAGAAAGGUUGCACCCGUUUUGAAAAUUAGUAAAACUCCCUUGUCUGCGCACUCCGUCAUGCCAUGGGCCGAAUUGAUUGAUGUAUCGAAACCCAUGGCUGAUUUCCGUGAAAAAGUUCCAGAUAUGGCAUAUACGUAUCCCUUUGAACUGGACACGUUUCAGAAACACGCAAUUGCAAAACUUGAAGAACAUGAAAACGUCUUUGUUGCUGCACACACGUCGGCAGGCAAGACGGUUGUGGCAGAAUAUGCAAUUGCCUUAUCUGUUCAACACAUGACUAGAACUAUUUACACUUCUCCUAUAAAGGCACUGUCAAAUCAAAAGUUCCGUGAUUUUAAGAAUACUUUUGAAAGUGUGGGCCUUGUUACCGGUGAUGUUCAGAUCAAUCCAAGUGCUUCCGUUCUAAUUAUGACAACUGAAAUUUUGCGCUCAAUGUUGUACAAUGGAUCCGACGUGAUCAGGGAUCUUGAAUGGGUCGUAUUCGAUGAAAUUCAUUACCUGAAUAAUGAAGAAAGAGGUCAUGUGUGGGAAGAAGUUCUCAUUAUGCUGCCACCACAUGUUAGCAUUAUUAUGCUCAGUGCAACUGUCCCUAACGCUAUGCAAUUUGCCAAUUGGGUUGGUGAAAUCAAGAAAAAGAAAAUUUAUGUUAUUAGCACCCUCAAACGUCCAGUUCCACUCGAACACUAUCUGUAUACUGGUUCUGGUGGAAAAUCUAAGGAUGAAGUAUUUCUUGUCCUUGAUUCAGAGGGAAAUUUUUCUAAGAAAGGAUAUGAUGACGCAAAAGAAGCAAAGUUAUCCAGAAUGUCCAAGCAUCAACAGUCAUUUGGUGCAAGAGGAGGACAUAGGAAUACAUUUAACGAAAAUUCUGAAAAAACUACAUAUAUUGGAUUAGUUAAUCAUUUACAGAAAAAUGAAAAUCUCCCUGUAGUCAUUUUCACAUUUUCCAGAAACAGGUGCGACCAGUAUGCUCAAUUGAUGAGCAGUGUUGAUUUAUGUACUGGACAGCAGAAAGCAGAAAUUCAUGGAUUUUUCAUGAAGAGCAUUUCUCGGUUAAAAGGUUCCGAUCGAGAUCUUCCCCAGGUAAGGGCUUUCCAUGAAAUGUUAAAAAACGGAAUUGGAGUUCAUCACAGCGGAAUUUUGCCAAUCCUAAAAGAAGUUGUUGAGAUGUUGUUCCAAAAAAAUUUGGUCAAGCUACUCUUUGCCACUGAAACAUUCGCAAUGGGAGUUAAUAUGCCUGCACGAACAGUUGUGUUUGACUCCAUUCGUAAACAUGAUGGCACUGGUUUUCGAACCCUUUUGCCUGCAGAAUAUAUCCAAAUGGCUGGAAGAGCUGGUCGCAGAGGCUUAGAUACAACUGGAACUGUGAUUAUCUUGUGCAAACAGAACAUUCCAGAAAUAACAGAGCUUACUAACAUGAUGACUGGUAAAGCUGCAAAAUUGGAGUCUCAGUUCCGGUUGACCUACAGCAUGAUUUUGAAUCUUCUACGGGUGGAGAGCUUGACUGUUGAAGAUGUCAUGAAGCGAAGUUUUCUGGAAGCCACUGCGCGAAUGAAAGUUGACUCUUUAAAAGAAAAGCUACAUGUUGUUCAAAAGCGAGUAGGUGAACUUGAAUGGAAUCACACAUUUGACGAGUACCUUAAAAACUUUUACAAUGAUGCUAAAAAUUGUAUAAGUGUUCGCGAAACAUUAAUUCCAUUCUUGAAAAAUCAUACGAGAAAUGAUAUGUUGGUGCCGGGACGAAUAGUUGUUGUGGAGCAAUUGCCAAAGUAUAAUGCUCGUUUUGGUGUAAUCCUUGAUACAAUUCCUCAAAAAUCCAAUCCACCAAACAGACUUAAAGUAUUAAUUCUAACAUCGGAAAGUGAUGGCAAGUCGUUCCAAGCACAAGGGUUCGAAGACAACGGCGCUAUCAUAGAUGAACAGUUGAAAGGCGUUGAAGAAAUUAAUCAAAAUUUUGAUGUUCAUUUUGGACAGAUGCUCUACUUUUCUUACACUGAUUUAGUUAAUUUCAAGCCAGAACUUAACGAUAUAGGAUAUUACCCGCACUCAGUGAUUGAAGUUGAGUAUCAGCAAGUUCUAGAAUUGUGUAGUAAACAGAUUCGAGUCGAUUCUGAUACUAUAAUUAACAAUAUUAAAUGCCGGGAGCAAUCGCGAUUUGCGAGCAACCUUCCACCCCCAAAUGUUAAAAAAGCUUUAGAAGACUUAGCUGAUAUGAAUUUCUCUCCACAAGAUGUGACUUUAAUCCCUGCAAAUCAAAGGGUUGUAGCAACUCGGGAUAUGAAUUUAAUUCUGGAGCUUCAAAGAUUUGAAGAGAGUAAAAUUUUACUCAAGCACAAUAAUAUUUCGAGUAAAGAGAUAUUUAAAACGAAGUUCCUCGAGGUGUUUUCCUUUAUGAAAGUAAAGGACACUUUGGAGAUGCUAGAGUAUUUAUUGUCUCCACGAAGUCUCCGCCUUCAUGAGGAUUAUCAGUCCAGAAUACAAGUGCUCAGAAAACUAGGAUAUAUUGACAGUGACAAUUUAGUUCAAAUGAAAGGUCGCGUGGCAUGCGAGAUGGGCAAUCAAAAUGAACUUAUGGUUACAGAGAUGGUAUUGAAUAAUAUGUUCGCAACGGCACCUCCUGCUGAAGUCGCAGCUAUUCUGUCUUGUCUGGUUUUUGAGGCAAAAAAGGUCGAGGAGCCGAAAUUGGACGACGAACCAGAUUUAAAACGGCGUGUUGAAGAGGUAAAGAAUUUGGCUCGUGGAAUUGGAAUAGCUCAAGUAGAAUGUGGUAUUAAAGAGCCAGCAGAGCAGUAUGUUGAACAGUUUCGUUUUGGAUUGGCUGAAGUAGUUCAUGAAUGGGCGAAGGGCAAGAGCUUCUGUGAUAUAAUGAAACUGACCGACGUCCAAGAAGGCCUUAUUGUUCGUACAAUUCAAAGAUUAGAUGAAAUGAUUCGCGAUGUGAAAGACGCUGCUCGAAUCAUUGGAGAUCCAUCUUUAAAAAAGAAAAUGGAAGAAUCCUCCGAGUCGAUCAAGCGUGAUAUCGUUUUUGCCGCAAGUUUGUAUACACAGUAGCAUAGAAUAGAUUAUCUUAUUUCCUAAGUUUGCUGAAAAUACCAAGUUAUAUUAUUUAUAUAUAUAAUAUCUUGUCGGUCCUGUGAUGUACCUCUAAAUUUGUUUGGUUGUUUUACAAUGAGAACGUUGUUGUACUUACGUAAUAAAUGUUUAUUCCUAA
Folsomia candida is the source of this 4085-nucleotide messenger RNA. RefSeq names its product helicase SKI2W (gene tst). Bases 146 to 3925 code for a protein of 1259 amino acids. Gene Ontology annotation, molecular function: RNA binding; ATP binding; RNA helicase activity. The record is from RefSeq and is a predicted model, not a curated record. NCBI's taxonomy places the organism in Eukaryota, Metazoa, Arthropoda, Collembola, Entomobryomorpha, Isotomidae. The transcript is spliced from 23 exons. Gene Ontology annotation, biological process: nuclear-transcribed mRNA catabolic process, 3'-5' exonucleolytic nonsense-mediated decay. Gene Ontology annotation, cellular component: Ski complex.